GUAAAUUCCCGGAUUGAAGAAUAGAACAAUGGUCCCUCGAUCCGACCAUCUUGGUGCAUUUCUUUACCGUGAUGUUGACUUCCAAUCGUGAUCUCACCAGCGCACGUGGUUCCGAUUGCGAUCCACUUCGGCGAGACCCAGAACAGAAACACCGCCGAGGACGUCGGGGAUCGCUGUUCUUUGUGGUUUCUUUUGUUCUUGUCGCAUCUAUCCAGAUACUUUCGUUCGCACGGUUCCAUGCCGACGUGGAUGCAACUAGGUUCAAAAGCGCGGACUAUGCACAGAACAUCAGCGGUGCCGAGGUUGACCAUCGUCUCGGUAGCGUGUUGGGAGAAGAUCGAGAAAAACCAGGACACGUGCUUGCCGUCUCGGGAAUCGAGAAGAGAAACAAAAUAGCAGUUCACGAGGCAGGAGAAGAGGAACAAAUCGUAGCUACAAAAAGAAAGAAGAGAGAGAACAGAGCAGAUGCAAAAAACGAACAGAAAAAACACAAAUACCAAAAGAAAAGAUACAAACAAGAUGCCUCCGAGAGUCAAAAGAAAAAAGAUAAUCGAAGAGCAACAGGACCAGGGGAUCCAGACGAAGGCGAUGAUACCGAAGAAAAAAGAGAAGGAGGAGAAGAAAAGGAAGAUAUGUAUUUCCGAGAUCCAAAUGCUCAAGUUGUAGACUGGGACUACUUUCCCAAGCACGAACCCAGAAGGGAUGUUUCCUGGACUGAAGCCGAAAACUCAGAAUCGUCAAUCAAUUCGAUGGAUGAAGAGGAAUGCGAGAAAUUUAUGAAAUACAUUGACACCUCACCACCCAAACCGAGAAAAGCAUCCAACAAGGCAUGCGAGGGAUACGAUGGGGUCCUGCACAUCAGUCACUUUGAUGUGGGGGCUGCUAGCGGAACGGCCUUUUUUAUGUUCACGAUUGGCAUGCUGGCUUGGGCAGAUCAGCACAACUACCUACCGUGGAUUCACAUCGACAGCGGGUAUACGAGGCCCAUUUGGGAUCCUAUAGUUCACAUGAACACUAGUAGCGCAGACCCUGUAACCUUUCGAAUGAAGCACGGCAUGGGCAUUGGAUGGGCCCGGGAUCCAAGAGAUGGGCAGUGGCAUAUUUUUCCAGGAAAACCAUACCUCGACCGACCACUUCGUUCCAGCACAUACGCCGUGAAUGGGACGGGUGUUUGGAGACAUUAUUUUUUGCCACCCAAUGACUUUGUGCCCGGAGACACCUCGUGUCGGAACAAGCCAAUUGUUCAGAUGGACAACAAUCUCAUUGUCCCUGGCAUUCAUUCCAACGCUCCAUACACCCCACGGGCAUGGCGUACAACUGAAGCAGAUUAUCUCACUAGAGAUGACUUGUCUUGGGACGAAUGGUUUGAGCCUCAACGAAAACACGGUGCAGCAGUGACUGAGCGUUAUAUCCGCUUUAAUCCCAUGAUGGAGCGUCGUGCCCGUUGCGCCUUCCCAACUCCUAAAUUCUCUCUUGGUAUGGUAAGUUUGGUGUUUUUUAGGACGUCGAAAACGCAUUGAGGUGUGAACUGACAAAAUAUAUGUUUCUCAUUCAGCACAUUCGACAUGGAGAUAAAGCAAUCGAGCGAGACAUUAUAGAAACGAGCAGGUUUUUGGAAUUUGCAAAAGCAUUUGUGAAUAAUGGAGGAGGUUCGAUUUAUGUCGCGACAGAUUCUAUCAAGGUAGUUGAGACCAUUUUACAGGAAUGGCCAGCACACGUCGUCGAACAUAUAGUGAGACAGUCUACCGCAGUGGCACUCAGUCGGAACGAAACAGCUUCUUUUGCUUUGGGUGUUUCUCCCCAUCGAUCAAACAUUGAAGCAUUGACGGAUCUCCUUGCCUUGUCAAAGUGCACAUUCCUCUUGCACGGGCUGAGCGCUCUUAGCGAGGCAGCAUUUUACCUCAAUCCUGAUUUAGUGGCGAGGUCUAUCAAUUUGGAGGAUACCAUAUACCAAGAGUACCACCCUGACGACUUUGUGAGAGACUUGAUGCCCUUGGGGAAAGAAGUCAGCGAUUGCACACCGGAAAGAAAGAAUAUGUGCAUGUGAUGCACUCCUUUCCACGGGAUGCCCUCGGGGAAAGAAGUCAGCGAUUGCCCACCAGAAAGAAAGAAUAUGUGCAUGUGAUGCACUCCUUUCCACCGUAGUACACUAUGGAUAUGGAAUGUCAUACCAGCAGAACGAUGCACUUGAUUUUCUUGAUCACGUGUGACGAGCACAAUUUUACAUCGAAAAAAUGUGCCACCCUGUUUCGAAAUUGCUAUACUGGAUGACUACAAUAUAUUGCCGAAUCGAAGGUUUCGCUUGUCACUGAUCUCAAAUUGUGAAAUUUGUUGAUCAGUGCUGCUUUGGUUCCGCUGAAUGUCGAUAAUUGGAAGCUUGAAGUGCUCUCUAUUGGUGUGCAAAAAGACUGAGUUGGUUUCAAUACUGUUGUAAAAAUAUGCUCC
This is a messenger RNA of Pseudo-nitzschia multistriata, 2445 nucleotides long. Lineage: Eukaryota; Bacillariophyta; Bacillariophyceae; Bacillariales; Bacillariaceae. The record is from the annotation of a GenBank genome assembly.